Messenger RNA from Zeugodacus cucurbitae (melon fly), 1023 nucleotides. Its product is annotated as putative gustatory receptor 36c. Bases 1 to 1023 code for a protein of 340 amino acids. The transcript is spliced from 2 exons. The record is from RefSeq and is a predicted model, not a curated record. Lineage: Eukaryota; Metazoa; Arthropoda; Insecta; Diptera; Tephritidae. Gene Ontology annotation, cellular component: membrane. Gene Ontology annotation, biological process: sensory perception of taste.
AUGCCUCUGGUUUUACAGUACUUUUACCGCUUCACAUAUUACUAUUCGCUGGCAUUCGGUUUGCUUCGGUUCGAGUAUGACUUCCACAGAGGUAACGUACGACCUACAUUCCGCGUCGCGCUGUACGCUUUGCUGUCCAACCUGUUGAUAGUGUCAUUGUUGCCGCAGCAGUUUAAGCUCGACAUUGUGGGCAUUGCGCACAACUCCAAGGCGCGUGAUCUCUUUCAGUUCCUCUACGUGUCGUUGUCCUUGGCUCGGUCGGUCGCGUGCGUGCUCAUUUUAGCGCUUUAUUGGUGGCGGCGUCACGAUGUAAUCGCGCUCAUCAUAGACUUUCAGCGUCUGGUUCGUGUACGAGCCGGUCAUUUUCCACACUCGACAGUGUCGGUGCGGCGCUUUCGCUAUGCUUUAUUGCGGAAGCUUUUGUUUAUUUGCGCCACCGAUAUGCUGCGUUUCCUGAUGGCAUGGCACUCAGGCAAAUGGCGGGACCAACAGAGCAUUAUACUGAUGACCAUUUACUUCGCUCUACUUAGUCAAGUGGUGAAUCACUUCUUUUUCGGCAUGUGUGUUUUGAAUUUCUACCUGGAAGCACUCAAUGAAGAACUCCAGAGCAUUGUGGAUGCUGUCGCGUUGUUGGCGGCACAACGGCGUCUGUGGCCGCACAAUUUUCCACGACGCUGCGCACGGCUUAUCAAUCAAUUCAAUGAAUUGAUGGCGACCCGACAGAAGCUGUUGUGCUUUGCCGAUCGGCUGACCGUAGUAUUGGGGGCGCAGUCGGGCUGUGUGAUAUUCGUGUUUUAUUUGUAUAAUGUCAGCAUGGUAUAUUUGCUAUAUUCCCUAACAAAACCGCACGAGGCUGUGCUACUGGACAUGCCGCCGUGGGCCAUUACAUGCUUUCUGAUUGUUACAGCGAUCUACUGUGCCGAUACUUUGGAGGUGCUCUUCGCCUUUCAACGCCUGCAGAAGAAUUUUGCGAGGUCGAGCAGUUUUACCUCCAAGAAGCUUGUCACUCAUAUCAGCCGAUGA